Molecule: messenger RNA, 3441 nt
Organism: Acanthoscelides obtectus
Lineage: Eukaryota; Metazoa; Arthropoda; Insecta; Coleoptera; Chrysomelidae
Source: the annotation of a GenBank genome assembly
CUAGAAAAUAUUAAAACUCCAUUAUUUGGAAAAUAUUCAUUAAAUAUUUUCGGCCUCGGCACAUGUGCCAGUGAUCCCUUGCGACCAAUGGCAUAGUGGCAAGCCGCCCUGAGCCGACCCGUUUGCGGGCAUUAAUUUUGCCUGUGAGUUUCACUAUGAUAGCGUGCUUCCUAUGUAUCUCCAAGUGGUGAGUGAUUUUUUGUGGAAAAGGGUAAGUUUUGCGGUAAUUACAUAGCUUGAUUUAUCUGUUUAGUAAACAUUAUUGUGCCAGUUGAGUAUAAAGGUAUUUACAAGACCAUAAAUAACUAGCCUUGAUGUGUAAUAGUUAUUUGCGAUUUGGGAUUGGUGGAUUUAUCUGGAAAUGGGUACGAAAAUUGUAUUCAGAAGCCAAUGAAAAGUCAUAUAAUCACAACUUGAUCGAGAUACAUUAAAAAUGCUUUUUUUAAUAUCUCAAUUACUAUUUUUGUCGUAGUAGGGGGCAAAUCAGCUAUAACUAUUUUAAAGUUUUUAAGUUCAAAAGCGACGUUCAAAAAUUUUAACAUUCAAAAAUACUGUAUUUUUUCCCUUGAACUAGAAUAUAAAAUCACAAAAUAGUGAUGGCUAAAUUAGCCCCCUUACUACUGCAAAAACGUCACAUUUCAACAAAAUCAAUGAGUGGUCUAUUUUUAAAAACCUUUUCUUUGAAAAUUAGUCAAUCGAUCAGAAGUUGUGUCCAUGGACAUUUUUCAUCAAGAUGUCUAAAAUAACAUUCCAAAUUUUGUUAAAAAUUAACCAAAUCUCGAACUCUCAUAGGAAUAAAAUGUGGGGUCCCUUUAGGUGCAUUGUAGAGCUGUUUUUCAGUGACCCAGUUGAGCUACUCGGAGUAAGGGCACACGCACCGUAAGCGCAGUCGUUUCGUAAACGUAUCGUUACGACGCUACGCUUACGAGACAUGCAGCGUUCCACAAACGCAUCAUACUUGUAUCAUUUUGUAAGAUCUCAGUUGAAAUCAUGGCGUCAACGGUACCAUAAUAAAUUCCGAAGCUUUUAUCGAAUGAGGAAGGAGACAUUUCAGCCAUAUCGAGAGCAAUUAAACAAAACUUUUGAAUUUUACGCUUGCUUCUACGCCUGCCUUACACCAGACCGCUACGACUAUCGUAAUACGACUGGACAUCUCAUACGCUUCGCUGCAAAAUCGCUUCGUGUGCGGACUUGUUAGCACACAUACGAGUUCGUUUUGCUCUCGUCCUACGGGCGUAUUACGAUACGAUUGCGAUACGACGUAGUGUGCCAAGGGUCUAACUCAGCAGUGCUCAGCACCAAUAUUGUUCCACUGCAUUUUAUGUACCCAUAAAUACACUUUCUGGAGUAUUUCGGGAGAAUAUAUCUGUAAAACAAAAGACCACUGGAAAGCAGCUUAUGUAUUCAAUAAUGCUUCAUAAUUAAUAGGUUUGUUUUUCUUUUCAGAGCAGUGGAUUUGCAAGAUGCAGAAGAGGCUUAGAUUGGUUUUUAAUAUUUCUACUAGCAAAUUAAACCAGAUUUAGCAUUUCCUGUCUUUCAUUUGUUUCUAUGCGUUAAGAAGUUCAAGUGAAUCAGUUAUUACAGCCCCAGGUAUGCAUUUUGGAGGGCUGCAAAAAUUUAUUGAACUGAAAUGAGAUUAUACUGAAGAAUAAACUUAUUUUCAGAGAUCAAGUAAUCUUUUUUCAUGUAGAGUCCACAAACUUGUGUUGAUCAGGCUUCCACAUAUUAAUUCUUCAUAUAGGAGCUGAUAGCUUAAAAGUCUUUAUAUGACAUUAUGCUGAUCGCAGACACUGUAUCCAUUACAAACGCUGAUAAAACACAAUCUGUACAUUUUUAUCGAAAUAAUAAACAUCUAACAUUCACAAACCACCGCAAACGUGUCGCCUCAUUUAUUUACGAUAUCUCGGACUGUUAACAUUCUGGUGACCUCUGACCUUCAAAUAUAAACGUCAAGUUUUAGUUAGUCUUGCAAGUAUCUGAAAAUGUUGAAAAAGCUAACAAGGCUUGGCAGCGUGGGCAUUUUUAAACGAUGUAUUCAUGAUACCAAAGUUGGGAUCCUCGGGGUGCCCUUUGAGUGUGGGCAGCCCAAAAAAGGAGUCUCCCAGGGACCAGAUGCCAUCAGGAAAGCUGGAUUAAUGGAACAGCUUUCGGCAAUACAUGACAAAAUGGACAUCAAGGACUAUGGAAAUAUAUCAUAUACAGUGAACAGAGAAUUGGAGGCUAGUGUUCCAAAUAUGAAAGGGUAUGCUGAAAUUGUAGGAUGUACACAUGAAGUGUCAAAAAAUGUCGAGAAAAUCAUGAAAGAGGGUCGAAUGUGCUUGACUUUGGGAGGAGAUCAUUCUAUAGCUAUGGCAACAGUUGACGGGCACAUAAAGGCCAAAGAUAACGAGGUAUGCCUUCUUUGGAUCGACGCACAUGCGGAUUGUAAUACCAACAAGACUACACCAAGUGGAAACGUUCAUGGAAUGCCUAUGGCUUUAAUACCCUAUGAGUUGUCAGACUAUUGGCCUCAUCUACCAGGUAUGGACUGGCACAAACCCGUGAUGUCAAUUCGAAAUGUGGCUUAUAUAGGUCUCAGAUCUGUAGACUCUUAUGAAAGACUGAUUAUAGAAAAGUUAGGUAUCACCGCAUUUUUCAUGGCGGACGUAGAAAGCUACGGUAUAAAUACAGUUGUGAACAUGGCCUUAGAUAGAAUUGACCCCGAAAGGACACGAUCAAUACACGUCAGCUACGAUAUCGAUUCCCUGGAUACUCUGGAAGCUCCUAGCACUGGAACAUCAGUCCGAGGCGGCCUUACAUUGAGAGAAGGCAUUCAGAUAAUGGAAAUGGUGCACAGUACUGGCCGAUUGGGUGCCAUGGACCUAGUUGAAGUCAACCCACACAUCGGAAGUGAAGGCGAUGUCAAAAAGACAGUUGAAGCUGCAAUCCACGUCAUCCUAGCAGCAUUUGGUUACAACAGGAGAGGAUACAGGACACAAGACACAUUGCCUUUGCAGACUUUCCCUCCUACACGACAAGUCAUACAGUGACAACUCCCAUUUUUAUGAUCUCGAUUUUCCAAACGUCGCGUUGGCUUCAACUAACAAAAAAUAUCGAAAGUCUGUUAAGCGCAGAUUUUGUUUUAACUCAGUAUUAAAUUGUAAAACCUAAAAUACAGUAAGCCGGCGCAAAUAAAACGUUUAAGUAGGUUUUAGAAUAAAAUUCGAACUGUUUCUUAUUACAUCAUCCUUUCUUUUAUUACUCACCAUUUUAGGAAUGUUGGAAGAAAAAAACAGGAGGUUUAUGUACAAACAGGAACUGCUUUUCAAGAACCUUCUAGUAUGUUCAUUCUAGACUGCAUUCUUCUUGGUGGUAUAUAAUAUACUAAGUGACAUAUAAAUCCGAACACCCAGUUUAAAUGGUUUUAUUUUAAUAAAAUUUUGUAUAAGUACUUAAUGAAGC